Molecule: messenger RNA, 3688 nt
Organism: Spizellomyces punctatus DAOM BR117
Lineage: Eukaryota; Fungi; Chytridiomycota; Chytridiomycetes; Spizellomycetales; Spizellomycetaceae
Exons: 6
Coding region: 238-3606 (1122 amino acids)
Molecular function (GO): protein binding; guanyl-nucleotide exchange factor activity
Source: RefSeq, a predicted model, not a curated record
CGUAACCAGUUCUUUCUUUGCAGGAUACCCGCCAGACUAGAGACAUUUUCGGUUCGCUACUUUGCGUCCGCAAGCGUCUGGCUAGGCAAAACCGAGUCUGGACAGACUUUACCAAGUUGUUUGACGAGGCGGAGUUUGUAACCUGAAGUGAUGACUGAGGGAGCACUCCGCAAGCCAAGUUACAAGCAUAGACCGUUCAAUGCAGUCACAUCUCGCAACUCAACAACGCUCUGAACCAUGACCACACAGCAUGUUUCCGCCACGACCUACACACACCGCCCUACCCGGGCUCAAAGUACAUUACCCCCGCUCCCAACCAAGAAACAACAGCGCUCCCACUCCGUUAUUAUACCCCUCGCGCUCUGUGUAGCCAUACCUUACCUUCGGAGGAUGCCGCUAAAGGGACGCAUGGAAGGCUGGCAGUUUUUCCUGGUGUUGCUUGCUGUGGCUUUCGUUGGGGGCGCUUGGAGUUGGGGGUUUGGGUGGAGGAAGGGCGAGGGGAUGGAGAUAAAAGACGGGAAAGAGGGGGAAAGUGAGGAUGAGAGGAAGCCGUUGUUGGAAGAGGAAGAAGAAAUUGUGAAGCCGAGCGGGAAGGCGCCGGGAGGGGAUGAGGAUAAGGCUGAGAGAUGCUCCAACCUUGAUUCCUCGCUUUGCCCAAGUUCAGAAGCAGACAUAAUUACACCGACACCUCUUUCUAAAUCUAUGACAGAUGCGACCAUCGAGGAGCAUCUGCAACAAGGCAACAUAGCUUCCGUCAUCAGCAAUGUGUCAACCAUUAACGAGGACAAGAUUGUAGAGAAACCUCGUGCUGGAAACGAGUUUGCUUUAGAAGGACCCACAUUUUCGAUGGGGCGCAAGUUAGAACAGGUUCCACCUGCGUUGGACCGAACUGAAAGUUUCUCUGACGACUUUUGGAAGUCGGUUGGUCUCGAGACGACACCACCUACAGAAGAUCGUGUCCAUGAUUUAGAGGUAGAGAUAGAAAAGGAGAGUGAGGUGGUGAAACCUCCUGAAGAACGUGUCCCUAUUGAUGAUGACCAGUCGGAUCAAGCUUCCUCUGUAGAGCAGAAAUCUGAUGAGGAUCUUGGAGAUGAUACCACGGAACAGAUGGUUCCGACCACUCCGCGCCGAUCAAGUUACCGUCCACUACCACCUUUACCACCAGAUACCCCUUUGUCACAUGAAAACGCACCAAAGGUCGAGCGUGACCCAAAUAGUGAUCGACGUCCCAGUCGCGGACAUCGUAAAGAACUGCCGUCACCCCCGACUGGUCCCACCCCAACGGCGUCUCAUACUGACCUCACAUCUGACACCACCCCUCCCCUCCUCCCCACAUUCUUGGACCUCCACAAUCAAAACCUACCGGCCCUUCCACCGCUCUCUCAAGCCCACUGCAGAGCCCUUACCCGUCUGAUUGUAAACCAUAAUCGUCUGACACAACUCCCAGACGCGGCUCUGGAACUCAUGUCCGGUCUCCGCGUCCUCGAUGUAUCGGAUAAUGCGCUUGGGAAUGUGCCUUCUGGAUUGCGGUUCUGUAGAGAGCUAAGGGAGGUUUAUUUGAGUGGAAAUGGGAUUGAGAGGAUUGGGCCUGGGGACUUGGACGGAUGUGUCGGGGUGGAGGUGUUGGGGUUGGCGCGAAAUGGUCUUUUUGAGAUCGCACCAAAUGCAUUUAAAAAUCAUGUGAAUCUCCGCUUCCUGGAUAUAUCCUUUAACCGUCUCCGCACCUUUCCCGCCUCGCUCGGCCUACACUCCUCUACUCUUCAAAAGCUCGUGUUAGACGACAAUCCCAUCGAAACAAGCCUCUUCCCCCUCAUCCAACCCCUCCUCACCAUCAAUCCCUCAUCCCAACCGCGGCCACCCCUCCGCGCCCGUCAAAGUUCAGGGAAUUUCAAGGCACUUCUGUCCAGCAUGGGACGAAAGCGAGAGGGGUCUGUUGGGUCUUUUGAGGAGAGUGUUGAGGAGGAGGAAGGUGAUGGGCGAAGUAUGACGAGCUUUGAUAGUGGAGUAGCGGAUUUGAGGGGAAGUUUGGUGAGGAGUCGAACGGCGAUUGACGAAGAUUUCCGCACGCCCGAAAUUGUUCCACGAUCGUCUGUUAGCGAAACUAAUGUCUUGGCUGCAGCCGGCCGUUCCAACAGCAUUGCAUCCCGAAUUGCUUUGCGCCGCCUUCUGAAUUAUCUCCGGGACGUAUGGGACAUUAGCCUUGCCGAACAAGCGUCCCGCAAACUUCUCGCCACGACGGUCGCGUCCCCAGUGACGGAAGUGGAACGGUGCCUUGUCCCCGACGAAUAUGAGGAGGAGGAUGAGGAGGACAAUGAUUCGACACGGACUCCUGGCUCCGAGUCACCUCCUUCAGAUUCACCCCCUGUGCAAAAGAAGGCUUACUCUCCUGAGCGACGACGGCAAAUUGCGAAUGAGAUUUUGUCGACAGAAAGGACAUAUGUGAAGGAAUUGCAGGGACUGGUGGAUGUUUAUGUUGGGCCGUUGAGGGAGGAGGGAGUAUUUGGAGAGCGGGAGUUGGGCGUUGUGUUUGGGAACGUGGAAAAGCUCUUGGAGUUUCACAAGAGUCACCUAUUACCAGACUUUAUCGCCAAAGCAGCUGACUCUACUCAACCGCUGGGCUCUGCGUUCCUGACCAUGGGCCCUUACCUAAAAGCCUAUCAGUCCUACUACAACAAUUAUGACUCUGCCAAUGCAUUUAUCACCCAUCUGGACGCUCUCAGUUCUUCAUCUUCUUCGAUAACAUUGACUCAAGCACCAACACCGGCACCCCCUAAGCCGGCGGCGACAAGCGAAAAACCCAAACACGUCUCAAAACGAUACAGACUCUUUUGCCAAAAAGCGAAAACAAGUCCUGCGCACGGUCCGCAUCUCAACCUCCAAUCGUGGCUCAUUCUCCCUGUUCAGCGGUUACCCCGGUACAAACUCUUGAUUGACGCCUUGUUGAACGCGACCCCGCCUACGCAUCCAGAUUUUGCGGCAUGUCAAGAGGCUGCGUCACUUUUAUCCAGAAUGGUCCGGGAAUGCAAUGAAUCUAAACGGGAAUUUGAAGCCCUCGAAGGGGGAUUAGGUGUCCUUUCUCGACUUCGGGUCAAGAAAUUCAGCGUAGGAAACUUGGAAGUCAGUUGUAAGGACGCCAAGAUGAUGUGGGGGGGUACACUCCGAGUCCUCAAGUAUGUGUGUAAGCCCACGGAUUCAUUGGACUUUAUCACUGUGGUUGGAAAACGGAAAGUUUUUCCCGAACGGAUUGGAUCUCUUAUGGAGAUGCGAGUCAAUAAACGUCGGAAGAAGCCAAAACAAGAUUCCGAUCGCAUUCUUACAUUGUUGGCUGAACACGGUCUCAUUUCCACUACCCACGGCCAAGACUUUUCGUUUCACGUUAUUGGGUCCCGCUUCUUUUGGUGUCGGGCUCAUAAAGACGAUACUGAUCUCGACCUUGUUAAGUCAGUUGAUGUGGAUCGAAUUUGGUGUGGAAUGGUGUUCGCAGAGGGCGGUGUGGGGUGUGUGAGGGUGUGGGAUGAGGGUGGUGUGGUGUAUUUGGCUGGGAAGGAUGUAAAGGCAUUUGUGAAGGCUUUAGAGGGGGCUGGGGCGGCAGUGGGCGGGAGGUAAAUGUAGUAUAUAUCAUUUCUUCAGUUUUUAUUUUUCUCAUUAUAUGUGUUCAUUUCAUUUUUUCUUUAUAUUUUGUGUAUGU